AUGGCUUGUGAUCCACGAUGCCUGUACGAUCUCCCAAAUGAGAUACUAGUAUCCAUCCUCUCUGGCUUCGCAACCCAAGACCUCCUCCCCUUGGUCGUAGUCUCGCGCCGUUUUCAUUCCAUCAUCCUCAGAAUCCUGCAUUUCCGACUCCUCCUCGCCGCGGCUCUACCGGACUACAAGCUGAUCCUCGAGGCGUACCACCCGAGCAAGCGAUACAGCGACCCGUAUUUGUUCUGCACAUACCUGGGCACAGAUGGUCUGAGUUCAAAGCACGAAGGUGAGGGGAGCCUCUAUGAAGACUGUGACGGGGAAGAAGGCAGGCUCGCGAAAUUGGGUGGCCUGUACAGUCGCUUCAGACCCGAGCGGCCGGGAGUACAAGGGUCAAUGCCUGCGCGCCGGAUUGCCGGUGCUGUGCUGAAUACUACAUCAUCAUCAUCAUCUUCUUCUUCUUCCACGUCCACAAAUACUGGAACUAUGCCCAUCUACGCCGACGGAGGCGAUGGAGGUUUCACAAAGGUCACACACACCCUGAAUCUCGAUGCCGACGAGCUGUUCGGCCAGUUUUGCGCCUAUGCGAGUCUGGUGAGGCUCGGGCCCCGGAGAGGCGUCUUCCUGAGCAAUGUACACAUUGUGCGGUCCGGCCAAGGCGUUAUGCGAGUGUGGAAGCAGUGGCUCCAGGACCGCGCCCAGGAUCUAUGGCAACAAGAGCAGGAAGGGCCGGAGGGUGUGCAAAUGGAGCCGACACCGACCAUGAGUUGCCCCACGAUAGGAGCGGACAAAAACAUCAUGUGGACCGACUACAGAAAGAAUGUCGGCCUGCGGGUUGCAGUGCGUGAUCGGAAUGAAUUGUGUUAUGGGAAUCGUGCUGUCGAUUUCGACGAUAUGCCAAUGAGCUUCGCCAUAGAGAUCCAAGAGCUGGUUGUGCGAACAACGCAUCUGAUGCUGGCCGUGGAGGCGUCCACCCAGCAACAGGGCAAUAUAUCAGGUAAAGCCCUUAUAUUUGGCAAUUUCGCCACCGCAGCCUUGCCAUAG
Fonsecaea multimorphosa CBS 102226 is the source of this 1032-nucleotide messenger RNA. RefSeq lists its product as uncharacterized. Lineage: Eukaryota; Fungi; Ascomycota; Eurotiomycetes; Chaetothyriales; Herpotrichiellaceae. Bases 1 to 1032 code for a protein of 343 amino acids. Gene Ontology annotation, molecular function: protein binding. The record is from RefSeq and is a predicted model, not a curated record. The transcript is spliced from 3 exons.